AUGAGACCAAGCACACCCCUCACCACCCGCGCCACCCUCCUCGCCGCGACCAGCCUGUUCAGUCUGGCGGCUGGCGCGUCCAUUGACCCCAUCGUCAUCAGCGGCGCCAAGUUCUUCCAUCAGAACUCCGGAGACCAAUUCUUCAUCAAGGGCAUCGCAUAUGGAUCCGACUAUGUCGGCGUUGGAGCCGGCACCGAUACCAAGGGUGGCUUCACGGAUGUUCUGGCCAAUCCGGCCGGCUGCCAAAGAGACAUCCCAUACUUUCAAGAGCUGAACACCAAUCUCAUCCGAGUGUACGACAUUGAUUCCACCGCGAACCACGAUGAAUGCAUGAGCAUGCUCGCCAACGCCGGCAUCUACGUCCUCGCCGAUCUCUCCAACCCCGACACCUCCAUCACCUCAAACGACCCCGAAUGGACCGACACCCUGUACGCCUCCUACGCCGCCGUGGUGGAUGUCAUGGCGCAGUAUGACAACACCUUCGGCUUCUUCGCCGGCAACGAGGUCGCCACCCAGCCCAACAACACCGGCUCCGCCCCCUUCGUCAAGGCCGCGGUGCGCGACAUGAAGGCGUACAUCAAACAGCAAAACUACCGCUCCAUCGGCGUCGGCUAUGCCACCAAUGACAACACUUACAUUCGCGUGCUCCUGGCCGAUUACUUCAAUUGCGGCGACCAGACAGACGCCAUCGACUUUUGGGGAUACAACAUUUACGAGUGGUGUGGCCAGUCGACCUAUGCCACCUCCGGCUACCAGGCUCGUACUGAGGAGUUCAUGACCUAUUCCGUCCCCUCCUUCUUCGCCGAGUACGGAUGUAAUACCAUCGAGCCGCGCAUUUUCGAAGAGGUCGGCGCCUUAUACGGACCGAACAUGAGCCCCGUGUGGUCCGGUGGCGUCGUUUACGAGUACUUCCAGGCGGCCAACGAUUACGGCCUUGUCACUCUCGGCUCCAACAGCCAAAUCACCACGCUUCCCGGCUUCCAAAACUACAAGACGCAAAUCGCAAAGGUGUCGCCCAGCUCCGUCGCCAGCUCCGCCUACACCCCGUCCAACCAGCCGCAAGCCUGCCCGAGCUCCCAAAGCUACUUCCGCGCCCAGCCCACCCCUCUGCCCCCGACGCCCAACGAAGAGCUCUGCUCCUGCAUGUACUCUGCCCUGACCUGCGCCGUGAACCCCAGCACCAACGUGCAAGAGUACGCCGACGACUUCGGCUACAUCUGCCAGCACUCGCCAAACGCAUGUCUCGGCUUCCAGCACUCAUCCGGCACCGGCACCUACGGCGCAUACAGCAUGUGCAACGCCACGCAGCAGCUCGGCUGGGCCUUCAACUACUACUACUUCGUGAACGGCAAGGCCUCCACGGCGUGCGACUUCGGCGGGCACGGGCAGCUGCGGACGCCCGCGUCUCUGAGCAGCACGUGCAAGUCGCUGCUCGCCGAGGCCGGCGGUAAGGGCACCAACACCGUCACCUCCUCUCCUAGCGGGACGGGAGCGGGCGCUGCGGGCUCCGCUGGUUCGGCGUCGGGGUCGUCGGGUUCGUCGAGCGGCUCCACGAGCCAUGGAGCUGCGGGCUCGAUUGCCGUGAUGCGGUCAGAGAACGCGUUUGCAGCGAUGAUGUGCGUGGUCAUGUUGGCUAUGGUUUCCGGGUUCGCAGCUGUACUUUUGUAG
Neohortaea acidophila is the source of this 1668-nucleotide messenger RNA. RefSeq names its product putative 1,3-beta-glucanosyltransferase. The transcript has 3 exons. Gene Ontology annotation, molecular function: 1,3-beta-glucanosyltransferase activity. Gene Ontology annotation, cellular component: cytoplasm; fungal-type cell wall. The record is from RefSeq and is a predicted model, not a curated record. Lineage: Eukaryota; Fungi; Ascomycota; Dothideomycetes; Mycosphaerellales; Teratosphaeriaceae. Bases 1 to 1668 code for a protein of 555 amino acids. Gene Ontology annotation, biological process: fungal-type cell wall (1->3)-beta-D-glucan biosynthetic process.